GAUAAGCUUGCUAAAGAAGAGCAAAGUAGCAGCAUUAACCUAAACAAGCUGAAUGUUCAGUGGCGUGCAGUGCUGCGGGAGGUGAAGGCCAAGGAGUUACGGAAAGAUAUAGAAAUACUCAGUCAGACCUUUGAGAGAGUUGUAGAUUGCAAGAACAAUGUCAUCAAGUCUUUGAUAAAGGAUGUAGAGGAGGCAGAUGAGCAAUACACACAUGCCUUACGUAGUCACCUCCAGAACAUCGACCAGUUAUUGGAGCUUCAAAGGGAACGUCUUGAUCUGCUACAAGAAGAAUAUCAGCAAGAACUGGACACUGUGUUGCAGGAAUUUGAUACAGAAAGAAAGAUGAUCACGGAGCAAGAAGACAAGGAGAUACUGUAUUUGCAGAAUGUGAUGCUGGCCAUGGAACAGAACACACUGGAGAGUGAGGGUGAAGCUAAGCAAGAAUUUCAGAGUAUGAGAGAUGAGAUAAAAAACAAGAGUUUGGAGGAGAAACAUUCCCUACGUAUGAUUUUGGAGAACACAAUAGAAGACCUCUGGAAACAAGUUCAACAAGCUCAGAAAAACUACAUGAAUGCCACAGAAGACCGCAAGAUUGCCUUUGAAACCUUGAAAGCAAAAGAUGAGAAAAGUGCAGAAGAAAUUGCAUAUCAGAUGAAAAAGCUUCAGAAGAUCCAGGAGUCAAUAAACACCCUCAGAAACAAGAUUUCAGCUCACACUCGUGACAGUGAAGAACAGAACCGGCGGCUGCGGGAGGAUAAAGAAGUGGUGCACAAACAGUUCCUGAAGCUGAAACAGCAGAUGAAUCAGGCCAGGGCAGCUGAACACAGUCGUCUUACCACCUUACUGUACAAAGCAAUGCUGCACUGAAAGAACUGCAAAGAGUAAUAGACAAGGGUGAGCAGAUCCUUCGGCUGGCAGAGAUGUGCAGAAAGUUGGAAACCGAGGAAGAGAAAGUUCUGCCAUUCUACCCAUCAUCCCUUAGUGAUGCAGAGAAAGAGGAGGCAGAAAAAGCCAGCAUGGAGAAGCCAUCUGAACAGCUGGCACUGUUAAUGCAGGACUAUACUGCACUGGACCAGUUUUGGAAGAGGCACAAUAAGGUACUGCUGGAACGUUGGGCACUGGAACGUGAAAAAACUGUCCUGUCCCAAGACAACCAGAAUCUCCGCAUUUUGCUCAAGCAAUACCUGGAUGGCAUCUCUGUCAGUAAUGAGGUUCUCAGUCAGCAGAACCCACUUCUCAUGCUCAACAACCGCAGCAGCUUACAGCAGAAAGUUCUCCCACAAGUCCCUGUCACUGACAAGAGAGUCCAGCGCCCUGUGCAUAAUGUCAUUGAAGCUGCCCAUGUAGUUAGCCGUAUUUUGUAA
Staurois parvus is the source of this 1364-nucleotide messenger RNA. NCBI's taxonomy places the organism in Eukaryota, Metazoa, Chordata, Amphibia, Anura, Ranidae. The record is from the annotation of a GenBank genome assembly.